Messenger RNA from Colius striatus (speckled mousebird), 4831 nucleotides. RefSeq names its product zinc finger protein 687 (gene ZNF687). The transcript has 9 exons. Lineage: Eukaryota; Metazoa; Chordata; Aves; Coliiformes; Coliidae. Bases 98 to 3904 code for a protein of 1268 amino acids. The record is from RefSeq and is a predicted model, not a curated record.
CCCCGACCCCCCCCGGACCCCCCCGGGACCCCCCGGGACCCCCCCGGCACCCCGGGACCCCCCGGCGCCAGCCGCAGGCCCUGCCACGUUUCCCACCAUGGGGGACAUGAAAACUCCAGACUUCGAUGACCUGCUGGCGGCUUUCGACAUUCCCGACAUCGACACCAACGAGGCCAUUCACUCUGGCCACGAGGAGGCCGACGCUCACAUCAAGCAGGUCCCUGGGGAGCCGGGGCCCCCCGAGCACGUGCUGCCGCACAGCGACAUCGGCGCCGUCAGCGUCAUCGUGAAGAACACGGUGUGCCCCGAGCAGCUCGACGCCCUGGACGGCCGCGGCAAGGAUGGGCACGUCCUGGGGCCCCGCCUGCUGCAGAACGGCUUUGGGGCCGCCGAGAUGCCCAGGUCACCCCCCUCCAGGCCUGGGGAGGCCGUGGCCUCGUCCAACGGGGAGUGUUGGGUGAAGGAGAAAGGCCCCAAAGCCCUGGAUAUCUUCUCGCAUUUUAGCCCCGACCCCAACGAGGACAACGCCGCCAACCUCAUCGACAGGCCCCGGGAGUGUAAGCCCAAAGAGAAAUCCCUGGCCGUGCCUUCCCUCUCCCCCUCUCCCACCUCGUCCUUGGACUGCAAGGAGCCCCUGGCAGAGGGCUCGGAGAACCUGCCCCCGGCUUUCCCGCAGCCCUUCGACACCGGCCCGGCCGGGGGCACCGGCGGGUCCCCUCCCGCCGUCCCCUGCAUCAAGAAGGAGGAGUCAGACUCGGAGGAGGUGGGUCGCCACGCCAGCCCCAAGGGUUUGGUGGCGGCAUCCCUGGGUGACAGCCCCCUGGGUCACCUCAAGUCCGUGACCGUUCACUACGCCGCCGCCGACUCUCCCGUGGCGGCCUGGCCGGGCUCCGAGCCGAGCCUGGGCGGCAGCGGCGGCCUGGCCGAGGUGAAGCGCUCGCCCCCCAGCCCCCGCGAGCCCUUCUUCAAGCCUCCCUCGCCCCUGGUGCAGAGCCCCAGGCUCCCCCCGUCCCCGAAGGCGCUGGACAGCGUCGCCCUGAAGGAAGAGCGCCAAGUCCUGGAGAAGGCGAUGGGAAGCCCGCAGAGCAUGUCCAGCGCUGAGGAAGAGGAGGAGGAGGAGGAGGAGGAGGAGGAGGAAGAGAACAACAACGAUUCUCCUUCCUCCAAUUCCUCCCGACCCCUGAAAGUGAGGAUCAAAACCAUCAAGACGUCCUGCGGCAGCAUCACGCGGACGGUGACCAGGGUGUCGUCGGACUCGGAGCCGGGCUGCGCCAAGGGGCCGCCGGAGCAGAGCCCCCCGGGCGUGGCGCUGGACGGCGGCGGCUUCGCGGCGGCCGAGAGGGACGAAGGGGUGGCGCUGGAGGCGCCCAAGGAGAAGACGGAGCUCUCCAGCCCCCUGAAAACCAUCGAGGGCCCCAAGAUCGUCAGCGUCCAGCUGGGCAACGGCACGAAGCUGAAGGGCACGGUGCUGCCCGUCUCCACCAUCCAGAGCGCCAGCAGCGCCAUGCUGAUCGCCGCCAGCGUGGCCCAGCAGAAGUCGGUGGUGCUGCCGGCCAAGACGGGCAAAGCCGUGGCCAAGAACAUCAUCAACCUGGUGCCGCAGGCGCUGCCCAAAGCCGACACCAGGACCAACGUCAGCGGCGUGACGCAGACCAGCACCGUCACCACCACGGCCAACCAGAAGCUCAACGGCACCACGGUGGUGAUGGUGCAGCCGCAGAAGCCUUCGCCCGCCGUGGCCGGCACCGUCAUUUCCCGCAGCCAGUCCAGCCUGGUGGAAGCCUUUAACAAGAUCCUCAACAGUAAAAACCUCCUGCCCACCUACAAACCCAACCUGAACCCUCCGGCCGACGCCAGCCUGGCGCUGCCGCCCUUCGGCUACCGCUGCCUGGAGUGCGGCGACUCCUUCGCGCUGGAGAAGAGCCUGGCCCGGCACUACGACCGGCGCAGCAUGCGCAUCGAGGUCACCUGCAACCACUGCACCAAGCGCCUCGUCUUCUUCAACAAGUGCAGCUUGCUGCUGCACGCCCGGGAGCACAAGGACAAGGGGCUGGUGAUGCAGUGCUCGCACCUGGUGAUGAGGCCCAUCGCGCUGGAUCAGAUGAUCGGGCAACCCGACAUCACCCCCCUGGUCUCAGUCGCUUCCUUCCCGGCUGGAAAAGUCACCGGCGUGGCUCAGGACGCCUUGGCCGCUGCCAACGGGGCUCAGGACCUGCCCAUCCUGCCUCUGGGAGGUGGUGCUGAGCAGAGCAACUACAGCUGCUUCAGGUGCCUGGAGUGCAAAGAGCAGUGCAAGGACAAAGCCGGGCUGGCAGCGCACUUCCAGCAGGCUGUGGCCACGGGGACCACCAGCAGCACCGUCUGUACGACGUGUCCCAUGAUCAUGUCCAAUCGCUGCAGCUUCAACGCCCAUCAGCGGAUGCACAAGAACCGUCCCCCCCACGUCUGCCCCGAGUGUGGGGGGAAUUUCCUCUUGGCCAACUUCGAGAGCCACCUGAAGGAGGCCUGUCUGCACUUCUCCCGCCGCGUGGGCUACAGGUGUCCCAGCUGCUCGGUGGUCUUCGGUGGGGUCAACUCCAUCAAGUCCCACAUCCAGACCUCCCACUGCGAGGUGUUCCACAAGUGCCCCAUCUGCCCCAUGGCGUUCAAGUCGGCCCCCAGCGCCCACGCUCACGUCUACACGCAGCACCCCGGCUUCGGCAACCAGCAGUCCAAAAUGAUUUACAAGUGUGCGAUGUGUGACACGGUCUUCACCCACAAGCCCCUCCUCUCCUCACACUUCGACCAGCACCUGCUCAACCAGCGUGUCAGCGUCUUCAAGUGUCCCGACUGCCCCCUGCUCUUCGCCCAGAAGCGCACCAUGCUGGAGCACCUCAAGAACACUCACCAGCCCCAGAAGGCCAAGGAGGACCUGGCCAAGAAGGCGACCAUCCUGCUGACACCGAAGCAGGAGCCCAUCGAGACGCCCGUGUCCAAGAUAUCGGAGGAGUCGUCGUCCUCGUCGGAGGAGGACGAGCCGCCCAGUUCCCCGGAGCUGCGCAAGACCAAGCGCAGCCGCUUCCAGCGCAAGACGGUCACCAAGUCCAAGGGCAGCGGCUGGACGUGCGGCGUCUGCCACUCCUGGUUCCCCGAGCGCGACGAGUACGUGUCCCACAUGAAGAAGGACCACGGGAAGUCAGUGAAGAAGUUCCCGUGUCACCUGUGUGAACGUUCCUUCUGCUCCGCUCCGAGCCUCCGCAGACACGUGCGAGUGAACCACGAAGGGAUCAAGCGCGUCUAUCCCUGCAGAUACUGCACCGAGGGCAAACGGACCUUCAGCAGCCGCCUCAUCCUCGAGAAACACAUCCAGGUGCGACACGGGAUCAAGGUGACCGACCAGCCCAAGAGCCAGGAGGUCGUUAUCGCCCGGAUAGGGGCCGGCCCCACGCAGGUGCCGGGUCGGAAGCGGAAGCUGUCGUCGGACGAGGGCGACUCGUGCAGCGAGGAGCCCGACAGCACCACCCCCCCGUCCAAGACCCCCAAAGGCGAGCGCAAGGCGCCGUUCCGCUGCCGCAAAUGCGGGUACCUGGCCAGCAGCUCGGCCGACUUCCAGCAGCAUAUCCCCCAGCACCGGACUGACGAGAGCUCCCACCAGUGCCGCGAGUGCGGGCUCUGCUUCACCUCCCAGGUGUCCCUCAACCGCCACCGCUUCAUCACCCACAAGAAGAAGAAGGGAGCGGGGGACGCGGAGGAGCCGGGGCCGCGCAGCCCCCUGGACGCGGCCGCCCAGCACGCGGCCGACGGCAAACUCUCCUGCAAGGUGUGCGGCCGCUGCUUCGACACUCAGCUCAACCUCAAGACGCAUUUCCGCACGCACGGCAUGGCCUUCAUCCGCGCCCGCCAGAGCGCCGGCCCCGACAACUGAGCCCGCGGCGGGACGGCACCGGGCUGCGGGGACGCGGCAACCCCGGGCUCCGGCGCCCUCCCGGCUGCGGGGCCGCCGAGGACAAGGUUUGGGGGCGGGCUCCGAGUGGCCGGCGCAGCCCCGGCUCGGCCAGGGCUGGGGGGGUGUAGGGGAGGAAGGGCCCAGCGCCUCGGUUGCUGCCGGCUCCCGGCGCUGCCCGGCCUGGACAUGCGUCGUGCGGCACAGUCGGGGCCGAGCUGCCGCCCGGCUCCUGGCAGCGGCUGCGGCGGUUCGUGGCCGGGAGCUGGGGAGACUCUGCCAGGGCCAGGCCGACACCACCACGGCGAAAUCCACCUUUUCUCCUCGGUUCUGGCCCUGCUGAGUGUUGCUCGGUUGGUGUCUCGCUGGGAGCUGCAGCCGGUUCCAGCCCCGCGGCCCCUCCUGGGCUUCACCAGCCCUCGCUCUGUGCUGUGCCGGGGGGCUGAGGGGCCUCCCCCGGGGAGGAGGAGGAAGAGAAUCUUCAUCAGAGAGAAAAACAGAAGCCAAAAAGCGGCCUCUGGGCAGGAUCAGCCCCAACCUCACGGCACCAGCACUGCGAAGCCGCCCGGAGCGUUCCCCGGCCGGGCCCGUCCCGGCACAAACACCAACGGUGAGUCCUGGGGGGGCUUUUCGGGGGCCACCCCCCCGUUUUCCACUUCCCCACCCCGCUGUGCUCGGCCUCAGCUGCUGCUGCUCCUCCUCAAGGCCACGGGGCCCGUCCCAGCUCCCCUCCCUGGGGAAUGUGGGGCAGGAGGGGCCCAGACACAGCAGCCACAGCCCCUCGGUGCUUGUGCUGUUGUGGGGGGGGGUGGGGGGCUCAGCCCCCAGCGUUGGGCCCCCCCUCCCCUGUGAAUAAGCCCCUAACGCUCUGUAAAGUUGUAUCAUACACUAAAAGUGACAGAAACCAAA